UUAUGGUGGCGUGGAAAACAGUGGCGAAAAUUUUUACAACUUGGAGCGCAUAAAACAAUUCAAAUAAAUACGUUUGUUAGCGACAAGUGGAGAGCAACGGACGUGGAAACGAAUGAAGUUUUUGUGAUAAAUAAUAGAAAGAAAUACAGACCUAAAGCCAACACAAGAGACACCAGAGCUGUCUGUGUCAUAAAACGAAAAGGUUAGAAAAUUAUCUGUUUUAUUUUCAAUAUUAUUUCAAGUCAUAUUGCAUCCAAUUCACAGUUACAUAUAUAAUUUAAAUGCUUGGUUACCUUUGUUCCAUUCUAUGCUUACAUUAUCAGAACAGUGGUAACUAGGCAUGUGAGUUAUCAAGUCACUCAUAUAUAUAAUUUAAAUGCUUGGUUGCCUUUGUUCUAUUCUAUGCUUACAUUAACAGAACAGUGGUAACUAGGCAUGUGAGUUAUCAAUUCACUCACAUAUAUAUAUAAUUUAAAUGCUUGGUUACCUUUGUUCCAUUCUAUGCUUACAUUAUCAGAACAGUGGUAACUAGGCAUGUGAGUUAUCAAUUCACAGUUACAUAUAUAAUUUAAAUGCUUGGUUACCUUUGUUCCAUUCUAUGCUUACAUUAACAGAACAGUGGUAACUAGGCAUGUGAGUUAUCAAUUCACUCACAUAUAUAUAUAAUUUAAAUGCUUGGUUACCUUUGUUCCAUUCUAUGCUUACAUUAUCAGAACAGUGGUAACUAGGCAUGUGAGUUAUCAAUUCACAGUUACAUAUAUAAUUUAAAUGCUUGGUUACCUUUGUUCCAUUCUAUGCUUACAUUAACAGAACAGUGGUAACUAGGCAUGUGAGUUAUCAAUUCACUCACAUAUAUAUAUAAUUUAAAUGCUUGGUUACCUUUGUUCCAUUCUAUGCUUACAUUAUCAGAACAGUGGUAACUAGGCAUGUGAGUUAUCAAUUCACAGUUACAUAUAUAAUUUAAAUGCUUGGUUACCUUUGUUCCAUUCUAUGCUUACAUUAACAGAACAGUGGUAACUAGGCAUGUGAGUUAUCAAUUCACUCACAUAUAUAUAUAAUUUAAAUGCUUGGUUACCUUUGUUCCAUUCUAUGCUUACAUUAUCAGAACAGUGGUAACUAGGCAUGUGAGUUAUCAAUUCACAGUUACAUAUAUAAUUUAAAUGCUUGGUUACCUUUGUUCCAUUCUAUGCUUACAUUAACAGAACAGUGGUAACUAGGCAUGUGAGUUAUCAAUUCACUCACAUAUAUAUAUAAUUUAAAUGCUUGGUUACCUUUGUUCCAUUCUAUGCUUACAUUAUCAGAACAGUGGUAUAACUAGGCAUGUGAGUUAUCAAGUCACUCAUAUAUAUAAUUUAAAUGCUUGGUUGCCUUUGUUCUAUUCUAUGCUUACAUUAUCAGAACAGUGAUAUAACUAGGCAUGUGAGUUAUCAAUUCACUCAUAUAUAUAAUUUAAAUGCUUGGUUACCUUUGUCGCGUCCUAUAAUCCCCCUAUAUGCUUACUUCUUUGUCCUAUAUUAAUAUCGUCUCUCGUCUUUUUCAGGUCAAAGAAACACGGAUAUAAAAGCGUACAUAGAGACGUUAGUGGUCUUGGAUAAAACUGUGCGAGAUCAGUUUGAUAGCAACAGUGAAGCUGAAAAAUAUGUUCAAGUCUUACUCAUGUUGGUAAGUCAAUGAACAUUCUUUUUAUAUGAAAGCUCGUGCAGCAUUUUCAAUCAAUCCAAUCUUUUCCAUAAUCUUCUCCAUCUCCUUUUUUCCCUCGUGAAGUUUUUCAUCUUAAAUGCUCUUAAACGCCUUAGGAAACGUUUUUCUUUUUUUUCUUUUUAAUAGUCUUCAAAUGCAUAUAAACACGAAUCUUUAACCCAGCAUGGACUCAAAAUUGAUAUAAUUCCUUCAAAAAUAGUGAUUCUAAAGGUAAGUCUAAAUUAAUUUGAAUAUAGUAACAGUAAAAAAGAAUAUCUAACAGUACCUUGUCUAGGUACGUUUAAGAUAAUUCUUACUGGACCUCUAGGGAGAGCAGCUUAGAACUGAUAGAGCUAGUAUCCAGUAUAAAUAAAGUUAGUUCAAUUUAGGUAACACUGGAUCAAAAAGGGAUGAUCCUUAUACUGGACCUCUAGAAAGAACAGUUUAGUUUAGCACUAAAUUUAUAAUAAUUUAUCCUCAACUAUUUUUUUCAGAAUGAAGUAAAUUUUGAUAUCUCUAAGAGAGGCGACAAUCUUUACACUGCAUGUGAUGUCAUGAAUAAACAAGAAAAGGUUAUUGGUUCCAAAAAAUUUGAUCAUAAAUUAUUCCUGACAAGGUAAGACCUUAUGAUCUCUUGUUCCACUUUGUUGUACAAAUGUGCUUUAACCGAUGGUAUUAAACUGACGAGUCGACAGUGAUUUAACUUAAAUCUUUUAUUUUUUGCAGGAAUCAAUUUGGAGCAGCAG
Messenger RNA from Paramuricea clavata, 2426 nucleotides. The record is from the annotation of a GenBank genome assembly. Lineage: Eukaryota; Metazoa; Cnidaria; Anthozoa; Malacalcyonacea; Plexauridae.